AUGGGUUGCAUGGUUUCAAAGCCCGCAGAGGCGGAUAGAGAUGCGCUCCAACGAAAUGCUCGUAUUGAUCGGGUCAUCAAAAGUGAUAAGAAGACAAUGGAUCGGACGAUCAAGAUCUUAUUACUCGGUGCUGGAGAAUCUGGAAAAUCGACCAUUAUCAAGCAAAUGCGCAUUAUUCAUAGUCGAGGUUUUCCUGAAGAAGAGCGACACCAAACAAGGGCUGUGAUCUACUCCAACAUUGUCAUUGCGUUCAAGGUGCUACUGGAUAUUAUGAAUGCGGAGAACAUAGAUUUUCAAAAUGAGAAGACAAGGGCUAUGGGCGACCUAUUAGACAAGACAGAACCGGAUGUCGGCUCAGAUGAUGCAUUCUCUGAUUUGAAGAUUCGUGAUGCCAUGAGGGCCAUGUGGCUCGAUACAGGUGUUCAAAAGGCCGUGGCGCGGGGGCACGAGUUUGCGCUACACGACAACCUGAGCUACUUUUAUGAGUCCUUAGACCGCAUCUUCAGCCCUGGGUGGCUUCCUGAUAACCAGGAUAUGCUACAAGCUCGACUUCGAACCACCGGUAUCACAGAAACUUUGUUUGAGCUUGGACAGAUGAACUUCCGAAUGAUGGAUGUGGGUGGUCAGCGAUCAGAGCGCAAGAAAUGGAUUCACUGCUUCGAGGGAGUGCAGUGUCUGUUAUUCAUGGUGGCCCUGUCAGGGUACGACCAAUGUUUAGUGGAGGAUCAGAAUGCGUGGUUCAAACGAAAGCCUAUCAUUCUUUUCCUCAACAAAAUCGAUCUCUUCAAAGCCAAACUCUCCAUUUCUGCCAUUUCAAAACACUUCCCGGAUUACAGCGGCUCCGAUACAGAUUUCGAGGCUGCUGCGCGAUACUUUGCCGAUCGAUUCCGUGGAAUUAAUCGAAUCCCAGACCGUGAGAUCUAUAUCCACCAAACUAAUGCCACCGAUACUACGCUAUUGAAGGCCACCAUGGACUCAGUACAGGAUAUGAUCAUUCAAAAGAACCUCCAUACCUUGAUACUAUAA
Molecule: messenger RNA, 1026 nt
Organism: Penicillium malachiteum
Lineage: Eukaryota; Fungi; Ascomycota; Eurotiomycetes; Eurotiales; Aspergillaceae
Product: guanine nucleotide-binding protein subunit alpha
Exons: 5
Coding region: 1-1026 (341 amino acids)
Biological process (GO): G protein-coupled receptor signaling pathway
Cellular component (GO): heterotrimeric G-protein complex
Molecular function (GO): G-protein beta/gamma-subunit complex binding; GTPase activity; guanyl nucleotide binding
Source: RefSeq, a predicted model, not a curated record